AUGGAGGACAGCCUAAAGCAGCUCAGCCUGGGGAGGGAUCCUGAGGGGGCAGGGGACAGCCAGGCCCUGGCUGAGCUCCAGGAGCUUGCCCUGAAGUGGUUCAUGGAGACACAGGCCCCCUUCAUUCUGCAGAAUGGUGCUCUGCCUCCCUGGUUUCAUGGAUUCAUCACCCGCAAGCAGACGGAGCAGCUACUCAGGGACAAAGCUCUUGGUUCCUUCCUCAUCCGCCUCAGUGACCGAGCCACUGGCUACAUCUUGUCCUACAGGGGCAGCGAUCGCUGCCGACAUUUUGUCAUCAACCAGCUUCGAAACCGGCGUUACAUCAUCUCAGGGGACACCCAGAGCCACAGCAACCUGGCUGAGCUUGUGCGCCAUUACCAGGAGGCACAGCUUGAGCCCUUCGAAGAGACGCUGACUGCUGCCUGCCCCCGGCCAGAGGACAAUGAUCUGUAUGAUGCCAUCACCCGGGGCCUCCACCAGCCCAUCAUGGACCCAGAAAACCCACCUGCCACGGCAUCCCCCACAGUGGUCCCAGACAAGGCCGCCAGCCCCUGCUCUUCUCCAAAGCCCCAGGUCUCCUUCCUCCAUGCACAGAAGAGCCUGGAUGUGAGUCCCUGGAACCUCUCCCAGGAGGAAAGCAUGGAGGCUUCCAUCAGAGUGUCCCCACUCCCUGAGAGGAGUUCCUCCCUCCUGGAACAGUCUUUUGGAGGCCCCAAUGACAUCAUCUAUGCAGACCUGAGGAAGAUGAACCAGGCACGGCUAGGCUUGGGCACAGAGGGGUCCGGCAGGCCUGGGCCAGUUCCAGCUGGCAGCCAGGCCUACUCCCCAGGCAGGCAGGCCCAAAGGAGACUCUCAGAUGGAGAACAGAAUAGGCCUGAUGGCCUGGUGCCUGCCCUCUCUGGGGUGAGCCCAGACCAGGGUCCCACAGAGUCUCCCACUUCCUGGGGGUGUUCUGAUGCCAUGGGAUCCCUGGGGGCUACCUGGAGGCAGGAGUUUCCAAAGCUGAGCCAAGAGGCUCAGCCCUGCUCCCAGGACAGCUCUGCAGAUAUCUAUGAGUUCAUCGGGACAGAAGGCCUCCUGCAAGAGGCCAGGGACACACCAGACCAAGAAGGCAGUACCUAUGAGCAGAUCCCAGCUUGCUGGAGUGGCCCAGCCAGGGCCCCACAUCCUGGGGCCAGUCCCACAUAUAGCCCAUGGGUCCAUGGGCCCAUGGACCAUGGCUACAAGAGGAUCUCAGGGACCCCAGGGCUCUCAGAGCCUGGGAACACCUAUGAGCAGAUCCCAGCAACCAAGAGCAAGGAGACUGGAUGGACACACAAGCCUGACAAGCUUCGGAGGCUUUUCUUCACGUACAGGAAGCACAAAUCCUGAGGGCCUGGCAUCCGGCAGCCUACCAGUGGGUUUCCUGGUACCCAGGCCAUGCCAGGGGUUAUCGCAAAGGCCUCAGCUCACUUGAAGGCACCCUUUGGAUCUUGAGACUCAUCCAGCCUGCUACAGAACUAGGCUCCGAGACAGCCGAGGUGCCUGCCUGAGAGCAGGUGGAAGAGGACCUUGCAGGUGCCUGCAGCUCCUGGCUAUGUCCUGCUUUCCUUGUGCCUCCCAUCCAUGCACAGGAGGGAAUCAAGGCUGGAGAGGAAUGAGACUGGCCAAAGGUAGGGGUAACCACCCCCAUUUCCCAGAUGAGCAUGCUGAGGCCCAGGCAGACUGACUGAACCUGCCUUCCACUACUGAGCACUUACCGAAUGUGUGGCAGGCUGUGUGCUAGGACAGACACCUUUCUAACUGGCCAAGUGACAUCAUGCAAUUGCUACUGAGAACAAAACCAGUUCCCCUCCUUGUGGCCCCAUCAGUGAAAAGGAGGGGAGGGCCAGAAGCCACAUCCUCUGCUUCAGGCCUGUUCGCUCCAGCUGUGCC
This is a messenger RNA of Nomascus leucogenys (northern white-cheeked gibbon), 1914 nucleotides long. RefSeq names its product SH2 domain containing 7 (gene SH2D7). Gene Ontology annotation, cellular component: cytoplasm. NCBI's taxonomy places the organism in Eukaryota, Metazoa, Chordata, Mammalia, Primates, Hylobatidae. The record is from RefSeq and is a predicted model, not a curated record.